Messenger RNA from Letharia columbiana, 237 nucleotides. RefSeq lists its product as uncharacterized. Bases 1 to 237 code for a protein of 78 amino acids. The transcript has a single exon. Lineage: Eukaryota; Fungi; Ascomycota; Lecanoromycetes; Lecanorales; Parmeliaceae. The record is from RefSeq and is a predicted model, not a curated record.
AUGAACACGCUAAAAUGCCGCCUACUGGAAAAGCCACCGCAUCUACAACAUGCACGCGCCGCCGCCGCCCUCGUCUCAGAAAGGCACCUGCCUCCCCAGUCCCCCAACUCCGGAGCCCGUCGGUCACGCUCCCACAGCUCUGCACGUGUCUCCCCUCCGCCUCUCACAACACUUGCAGAUGGGAUCAUCAUCGCUGUCUUUAUCGCAUCAACGCUCCGCCAUCGGUCUCAAUCGUAG